Acanthosepion pharaonis is the source of this 1152-nucleotide messenger RNA. NCBI's taxonomy places the organism in Eukaryota, Metazoa, Mollusca, Cephalopoda, Sepiida, Sepiidae. The record is from the annotation of a GenBank genome assembly.
AUGGGGUUAGCUCGACCAUACCCGAACCGAUUCACUCCUACACACGACAUUUUUGACUCCCGACCCUCGCACCCAACCUUGAGUAGUAGUCUGGCAUUCCUUCCUGGGUACCACAUGCAACUGUUGCUGUGUCCCGUUUGUUUAGAACCGACAAAGAGGUUCUUUCUUUUUUUCGUUCUUUCUUUCUUUUUUCUUUCUUUCUUUCUUUCUUUCGUUCUUUCUUUCUUUUUUCUUUCUUUCGUUCUUUUUUCUUUCUUUCUUUCGUUCUUUCUUUCUUUUUUCUUUCUUUCUUUCGUUCUUUCUUUCUUUUUUCUUUCUUUCUUUCGUUCUUUCUUUUUCUUUCUUUCUUUCUUUAAGAUCCUUUUUCGCUCUUUCUUUCUUUCUUUCUUUCUUUCUUUCUUUCUUUCUAACAAUAUUUCUUUCUUUCUUUUAUCUAGUCGUUCUUUCUUUCUUUCUUUCUUUCUUUCUUUCUUUCUUUCUUUCUUUCUUUCUUUCUUUCUUUCUUUCUUUCUUUCAGCGCUUCAUUUCUUACGUCCUGUUCAUUUUCCUCUGCCUCUCUUUCUUUCUUUCUUUCUUUUUCUUCAUUUUCUUUCUUUGUUCUUUUCUUCUUUUCUUUUUUUCUUUGUUUCAUUAUUUCUUUCUUUUCUUCUUCCAUCUUUCUUUUUUCUUUCUUUUCUUUUCAAACAAUGUUUCUACACUCUUUUUUUUUCUUUCUUUUUUCUUUCCUACUGUCCACUCCGCCUUAUUUCAUUUCUUUCUUUCUUUCUUUCUUUCUUUCUUUCUUUCUUUCUUUCUUUCUUUCUUUCUAAUAGCCCCUAUUUCUUUCUUUUGUUUUUUCUUUCUUUUUCAUUUUCUUUCUUUUGUUUUCUUUCUCUCCCUUUGUUUGUUUGUUUCUUUCUUCCGAAUAGCGCCUCUUUCUUUCUUUUUUCUUUCUUUCUUUUUGUUUUUCUUUCUUUUUUGUAUUUCUUUCUUUUUUUUUCGUUUGUUUUCUUUCUCUCUUUAGUUUUUCCCUCUUUCUUUUUUUCUUUGUUUGUUUCUCUCCUUCUUCUUACUUUCCACCACGCGUUACUUCAUUUCUUUCUUUCUUUCUUUCUUUCUUUUUUCUUUCUUUCUUUCUUUCUUUCUUUCUUUCUUUCUUUCUUUCUUGCAUAA